AUGACUACCAUCGGGACUUUGUCAAGUCAAAAUGGUUCCAAUAAUAUGGAAACUGCACCGGCUGUACAAGAAGGGGAAAAUAAUCGUGAAUCGAUUAUUGCUUUGAAUGCAUGGAAACACUCGGACAUCCUAUGCAAGAACUAUAUCAUAAACGUAUUGGAUAAUACACUAUAUGGGGUGUAUAGUUCAAAGGAAUCAGCCAAGGAACUAUGGGAUUCUUUGAAGACAAAGUACAAGACCGAGAAUGCCGGAACAAAGAAAUUCAUUGUUGGCAAAUUUUUGGACUACAAGAUGGUAGAUUCCAAAAUCGUAAUUAUUCGAGUGCAAGAGAUUCAAGUCUUGUUACACGACAUCCACGUCGAGAAAAUGGAAUUGAGUGAAUCAUUCCAAGUGACUGCUAUUAUUGAGAAACUCCCUCCUAUGUGGAGAGAUUUCAAAAAUUACCUCAAGCACAAACGCAAGGAAAUGAACUUGGAAGAAUUGAUUGUGCGCUUGAGGAUUGAAGAGGACAAUCGAAAAACUGAACGAAGGCUGGUUGAUCAAGAUGGUGCAAAUUUUGUUGAAAUGGAACCAAAUGCAAUAAACAAGAAACAAAAGGCUCCUAAUUAUGUACCGCGAAGAGACAAUUCCAAGAAAGCUAAGAAGUUCAAAGGGAAUUGUUACAACUGUGGCAAGGUUGGACAUCAUUCAAGUGAAUGCUCAAGCCAAAGAAGAAUGCUCAAGCCCACAUGGUUGCAAAUAACACUCUAUCCAAUGGACUGCAAGAAAUGA
This is a messenger RNA of Olea europaea var. sylvestris, 771 nucleotides long. RefSeq lists its product as uncharacterized. Lineage: Eukaryota; Viridiplantae; Streptophyta; Magnoliopsida; Lamiales; Oleaceae. Gene Ontology annotation, molecular function: nucleic acid binding; zinc ion binding. Bases 1 to 771 code for a protein of 256 amino acids. The transcript has 2 exons. The record is from RefSeq and is a predicted model, not a curated record.